UUUUGGUUUGCCCAAAUCAUAUAUACGUUCAAAGAAUUUGACUUUGCUGCCCUUCAAGAUUCUUCAACUCCUCAGUUCUCAGGUUGAAUUGGGAAGAUGGCAGUUAAGGAUACUAGUACAUUUGAUCCAGAAUCCGAGCCCUUUGUGGAGGUUGAUCCAACAGGGCGGUUCGGGAGGUAUGAUGUUCUGCUUGGCCAGGGUGCUGUCAAGAAGGUCUACAGGGCGUUUGAUCAGCACCAAGGUACCGAGGUUGCAUGGAACAAGGUGCGGUUGAGGAACUUCUGCGACAAUCCAAUGCUGUUGAAUCACCUCUACGCCGAGGUUAAGUUGCUGCAGGAACUGGAGAAUAAGUACAUUAUUGAGUGUUACAGUGUUUGGAAAGAUGUGGAGCGUCACGCUUUGAAUUUUAUAACCGAGGUGUGUAAUUCCGGGAAUUUGAGGGAUUACAGGAAGAAGCAUCGGCGUGUGAAUAUUAAGGCGUUGAAGAAGUGGUCUAAGCAGGUGCUUGAGGGAUUGGAGUACCUGCAUACUCAUGAGCCGUGCAUUAUUCAUAGGGAUCUCAAUUGCAGCAACAUCUUCGUCAAUGGGAAUAAUGGACAGGUGAAGCUCGGUGAUCUGGGAUUUGCAGCAAUACUGGGGAGGAGCCACAAAGCACAUACUGUUCUAGGGACACCUGAGUUUAUGGCACCUGAGCUCUAUGAGGAGGAUUACAAUGAGAUGGUGGACAUAUACUCGUUCGGGAUGUGCUUGCUGGAGAUGGUAACGAUGGAGAUACCAUAUAGUGAAUGUGACUCCGUUGUCAAGAUAUACAGGAAGGUCACAGCUGGUUUAAGGCCUGACUCCCUAUCCAAGGUGGCUGAUCCAGAGGUGAAGGCAUUUAUUGAGAAAGCCUUAGGCCAGCCGAGGGCAAGACCUACAGCCUCUGAGCUACUGAGAGACCCCUUCUUCCUUGAAGUUAUUGCUGAAGAGCCUGAUCCGAGCUCCUGAUGGCUUAUCGAAGCUACUGGUGUUUUCAGACAGAUCAAUGCUUGGCUGUGGGGCUUAACUCUCAUGUCUGAACUAGCAAAUGAGGUUUUUCUGUUCUGAGGUAAAAUGAUGGUAGUAUUGCAAACAUUAGUUGUUAACCCCUUGUAGUUGGAUUACACUCAAAUUGAAUUUAGUGCAUUUAUUUAUAUGUUUAGAGGUUUUUUUC
Argentina anserina (silverweed cinquefoil) is the source of this 1192-nucleotide messenger RNA. RefSeq names its product probable serine/threonine-protein kinase WNK11. Gene Ontology annotation, cellular component: cytoplasm. Gene Ontology annotation, biological process: intracellular signal transduction; protein phosphorylation. Bases 97 to 987 code for a protein of 296 amino acids. Gene Ontology annotation, molecular function: ATP binding; protein serine/threonine kinase activity. The record is from RefSeq and is a predicted model, not a curated record. The transcript is spliced from 3 exons. Lineage: Eukaryota; Viridiplantae; Streptophyta; Magnoliopsida; Rosales; Rosaceae.